Selaginella moellendorffii is the source of this 2394-nucleotide messenger RNA. RefSeq names its product protease 2. The transcript has 11 exons. Gene Ontology annotation, molecular function: serine-type endopeptidase activity. Lineage: Eukaryota; Viridiplantae; Streptophyta; Lycopodiopsida; Selaginellales; Selaginellaceae. Gene Ontology annotation, cellular component: cytosol. Gene Ontology annotation, biological process: proteolysis. The record is from RefSeq and is a predicted model, not a curated record. The coding region runs from base 1 to 2322 and encodes 773 amino acids.
AUGGCUUCUUGUAUAGUGCUUUCUUCAUUUGGAUUCUCUGCCUCGAGCGUCUCGCGGAGAAACCCUAUCGCGCGGGCGAUCGCGUCGCCCAGCCGGCGCCAGGUGAUCGCAUUCCAUCUCGGCCUUGGUCUGUGCUGCCGCGGAGGAUUGGAGCUAGGCGCCGCCGUAGCAGCUGACGGAUCGACAGGCCGUGUCGCAGCGAUGAUUCCACCGGUAGCGCCUCGGCUCAAGCAGGAAUUCGAGCUCUUUGGCGAUUCUCGGGAGGAUUUCUACUUCUGGCUUAGGGAUGACAAGCGCGCGGAUCAAAAGGUACUGGCUCAUCUCAAGGCCGAGAAUGCGUACACGGAGCAAGUCAUGGCAGACACGAAGAAGUUCGAGGAAGAAAUCUUCGCGGAGAUGAAAGGGAGAAUCAAAGAGGAUGAUACGAGUGUCCCUGUGAGAGAUGGGCCUUACUUCUACUAUGAGAAGGAAUUGGAAGGUAAGCAGUACAAAGUCCACUGCCGGAGGAAAAUUCCUGGAGGUGAAGGCCCGGGCUCGAUUGACGAGAUCAUGGACGAUGCUCAAGAGGAGGAAGUUCUUCUAGACGAGAACGAGAAAGCUGCCUCUCACAAGUUCUACAUUGUGGGGGAUGUCCAAGUGAGUCCAGACCACACGAGAUUGGCUUACACCGAAGACACUGUGGGGGAUGAGAUUUUUAGCAUCUACGUCGUGGACAUUGCGAGCAAACAGCUGCUGGGACCUGUUCUUAAGGGUGCUGUCGAAGAUAUCAAAUGGAUUGACAACGAGUCGAUAGCUUACGUGACUCAGGAUGAUAUUCAUCGCCCUUACAAGGCUUGGUAUCACAAGAUUGGAAAUGAACAAUCGGAGGACGUUUGUCUCUACCACGAAGAAGAUGAGACGUGCUUUCUGGACAUGGGUUCGUCGGAAAGCAAAGAGUAUACGUUUGUGCACUCCGGGACUAAGACGACGUCUUUUGUUCUCUAUCUGGAGAACAAGAGUCCGGUGAAGGAGUUGAAGUACUUGACACCACGCGUUGAAGGUGUUGAUACGAGUGCAAGUCAUAGAGGAGAGCACUUCUUUAUCACCAAGAGGACGGAUGAUACUUACAACUCCGAGCUUUAUGUGUGUCCUGUCAAUGACGUUUCGUCCACAACGCUGGUACUCCCUCACCGACCGAGUGUUAAACUUGAGGAGGUUCAGGCUGCAAGGGAUCAUCUGGUAGUCUAUGAACGGGAAAAUGCCUUGCAGUCCAUCACAGUUUUCAAACUACCUCCGGCAGGAGAGCCGAUCACUAGCCUGGAUCAAGGUGUACGGAUAAAGUUUCCAGAGGCUGCGUAUGCGUUGUCGCCAAAGGAAUUUCAGUUCAACUCACCGAUUCUACGGUACCAGUAUUCCUCCUUGUCAACACCUUUUUCUGUUUAUGACUAUGACAUGGAAACUGGAAAGUCGAUGCUGAAAAAGAGGCAGGAGGUUCUUGGCGGCUUCCAGCCUGAGAAAUAUGUAACACUACGCAAAUGGGCAACUGCACAAGAUGGCACGCAGGUGCCGAUUUCUAUGGUUUAUCGAAAGGACCUUGCAAAACUAGACGGCUCUGAUCCACUUUUGCUUUAUGGAUAUGGUUCCUAUGAGGUCUGCAUUGACCCUGAUUUCAGAAUGAAUAGGUUGUCACUAAUAGACCGUGGUGUAACCUUUGCAAUCGCUCACAUUCGAGGCGGGGGCGAAUUGGGAAGGAAAUGGUACGAAGACGGAAAGCUGACUAAAAAGAUGAACACAUUCGAGGACUUCAUUUUCUGCGGCGAGUACCUCAUUGCAAACAAGUUUUGUGCCAAAGACAAGCUUUGCAUUCAGGGGAGAAGUGCGGGUGGUCUUCUCAUCGGCGCGGCUCUCACCAUGAGACCAGAUCUGUACAGAUGCGCAGUCGCGGAGGUGCCUUUCGUAGAUGUUCUAACAACAAUGCUGGACUCGUCGAUUCCUUUGACUACUGCUGAGUGGGAGGAAUGGGGAGAUCCACGUAAAAAGGAUGAUUAUUUGUACAUGAAAUCCUACUCCCCAGUUGACAAUGUCUUGCCUCGUGAGUAUCCAGAUAUUCUUGUAACCGGAGGACUUCAUGACUCGCGAGUUGCCUACUGGGAGCCUGCAAAGUUCGUCGCCAAGCUGAGAGAAAACAAGACGGACAAGAAUCUAUUGCUGUUCAAGUGUGAUUUUGGAGCUGGACACUCCUCGAUGUCUGGAAGAUUUGACAAACUCAAGGAUCUGGCGCUUUCUUAUACGUUCAUUUUGAGAAGCUUGGGCCUGGCGACCAGGAGCACUUCUUCUCUAUAGGUAUUCUGCCACUUUUGAUGGGUAAAACGAUUUUCGUUACAAUCAAUGGCACUAAAAGCCAAUUUUUCUUGC